Messenger RNA from Heterostelium album PN500, 1368 nucleotides. RefSeq lists its product as uncharacterized. Gene Ontology annotation, molecular function: protein binding. Lineage: Eukaryota; Evosea; Eumycetozoa; Acytosteliales; Acytosteliaceae. The record is from RefSeq and is a predicted model, not a curated record. The transcript has a single exon. The coding region runs from base 1 to 1368 and encodes 455 amino acids.
AUGAUGGAUAAAUCAAUAUUUUCAUUAGUUUUUAAUAACAAAGUAUUGUGUAAUAACAUAUUCAAUCAUGUCAUUUUAAUAUCGAGUUCAGACAAAAGAAAACAUUUCAAAUGGAGCGAAGUAGUCGUAAACGCUAAAGUGUUGGCUGCACACAACUACUUUGAACAAUUGAAACAAUUUUUAUCAAAGAUAGUUAUUAAGGAUCCUAUUGUUAAGAAUUCUAUAUUGAUGAUUGCAAUCAAAUAUGGUGAUAUUGAUAUGUUGGCAUACCUAAUGAAUCGAUUCAAAGUCGAUUUAAACUCGGUUGACAAUUCAUUUUCAAACUAUCUUAAAAGCAAUAUCAAUAAUCAAGAAUAUAAUGAACCUUGUUGCUACCUCAACAGUAUCUAUUGUUAUGCAGCUCAGAAGGGAAGAAUGGAUAUUGUCGAUUAUCUAACUGCUAGAUUCAAAUCGUAUCAAUGGAAUUAUUAUCGAGCGAUGGUAAAGUCACCUCUUUCCAAGAAUCUAGAGAUUGUAAAGUACUUUGUCGAUAAGCACAACAAUAACACACCUCCAACAAAGUUCAAGGUUAACCGAGAUUUAGGAGUGAAUGUAUUCGAUACAGCUGCAUACGUUGGACAAAUCGAAAUGAUUGAAUAUCUUGUAAGAGAGAGACCAAAUGAUUUACAAAAUAGUAAAAUGUAUUUAUACGCAAUUGAAGGAGGAAACACUCAUUUUAUUGAAUAUCUACUUCGAGAGCACAGAGAUUUGGCAAACAAAGAAAGACAAUUAAUAGAUUCAGCUUCAAGUUUAUAUCGAUUUGACAUUGUUAAGCUAUUGUUUAGCAAUGGUAUUUCAGAGUGUACCUCUAAGCCAAUUGAUAACGCAGCAAUAAAAGGUGAUAUGGAAAUGUUAAUUUGGUUGAAAGAGAAUACUACUGCUGAAUCUACUAAACACACAAUGGAUUAUGCGGCAAUGAAUGGUCAUUUAGAUUGUUUGAAAUGGCUAAAUGCUAAUAUUACAUCUGGAUGUAGUUCCUCGACCAUGGAUUACGCAUCUAUGAGUCAUCUUUUAUGUGUUAAGUGGUUACAUUAUAAUCGAACAGAGGGUUGUACUACCCAAUCAAUAGAAAAUGCUACACAACGAGGAAACCUCGAGAUCUUACAGUGGAUAAACUCUAAUUAUCGAUCUUUAAAGAUAUCUAGAAGUUGUGUAUGGCAAGCUAUUGAAUACUCUGGUAAACUCCAAGUUUUUCAAUGGAUUUAUGAAAACACUACACAUGAAUACACUUAUUUUAGUUUAAUAGAAAUGGCAUCUCAUUUUAAUCGAUUCAAUAUUCUGAAAUAUCUUAUUCAACAAAACAAUGGAGAAUGUCAUAUACAGUAUUGA